Molecule: messenger RNA, 2263 nt
Organism: Parathielavia appendiculata
Lineage: Eukaryota; Fungi; Ascomycota; Sordariomycetes; Sordariales; Chaetomiaceae
Exons: 2
Coding region: 300-2261 (653 amino acids)
Source: RefSeq, a predicted model, not a curated record
AGGGCUGACGGGUCUAGGCCCCUUAGAAAAUGACAACCACCCCAAAGGAGAUUUGAGCGGACGUGGAUGGACUGUCGGGACAGGGGUAAUAGUCUUGAGACCAGGUGUCUGUGGUCAUUGCUGCUCAGCUCCGGGCUUCAACGAAUAGCAGUACAAUGGGCAUGUCAACAGCCCAUGCCUCCAAGUGUCUGCUGACGGAGUGUGCCUGCUAAGGAAAUAUAAGACCCGACCCUGAAUCCAAGACCUUUCGCCUUUAAGUUUUAGGACCAGCGACUUCAAAUCACAUAGUUUAUCCAACGAUGGCUUCCCACCCGCCCCCGACGUGGGUUGAGGCGUCACAUCUCCUUCCAGCAGAGGGCGGCCCCAAAGCCAAUCCCGUUCAAUGGCAGCAACAAGUCCACUCCGACGCGGACACAGAUGUCCACCACCCCGGCCAGUAUCCCUCCUCUGUCCUCGCCCGUCCACCUCACAAGUCUACAUUCAUCCAGAGACUUUGUGCGACCUGGAUUUUCGAACUGUUCGGCUUGGUGGUUUCGGCCGCCGGCUUAACCGCGAUGGUGUACGUCCUUUGGCGCUAUGAUGGGCAGAGGAUCCCCAACUGGGGGUCGUUGUCCUUCAACACCCUCAUAUCGAUCCUCGCCGUCGUGUCCAAGAUGGCGGCCCUGUACGGGGCUACAAGUGCCAUCAGCCAGCUGAAAUGGGUUUGGUUGACCGACCAUGGCAAGAGUCUUAUCGACUAUAAGACGUUUGACAGCGGAAGCCGGGGCGUGACUGGCGCUGCUAUGCUGGCUUGGUCUCUCAAGGGGCGGAGCGUCGCGGUUCUCGGAGCACUCGCCAUCAUGAUUGGUGCCGCCGCCGGUCCUUUCGCUCAGCAAAUCGUCCAUUUCUACGACCAUGAAUACGUCGAUGUCGCCCAAACCGCAUGGCUAGCCAGAGCCGAUGUCGUCGACUCUCUUGGUCCCAAGCUUGACUCCACAACCUGGUCGAUCGACCCUACUUUCAAGGCCAACGCCAUCACCGCCCUCUUCGUCCCUACCCAAGAAACUCUCUCCCAGCCACGCUUCAAUUGCCCUACAAAUAACUGCACCUGGGCGCCCUUUUCCACGCUCGGCUUCUGCCCGACCUGCGCCGACCUCUCCCCCCAACUCAAGCGCACCUGUGAGACUCUCACCGACUCAAACAACAUAACCACGGUGCAAGCCUGCACCGUUACGUUCCCGGGUGAAAACGAACCUCUCAGCCUCUACUACAUCGCUGACCCCAACUUUGGCGGUUCAUCCACCUACAUGGUCCUCAGCUCAACCGUCCCUACCAACGCCACCGUUCUCACCAACGUCACAUGGCCACAAACAAUCUAUCAGUCCAUCCGCGCCGUCGUGCCCCCGCAACAACUAGGCGGCACUCAAAACCCAUAUCUCGAAACCACAGGCGAACUCGUCAAUAACGGAAUCCACGUACUCCAAACCGACACCCGCUUCAUCGGCUCCGAAUGCGCCUUAUCCCCUUGCGUCCGCCGCGUGCAGGCCUCGGUAGCUCGCGGUGAGUAUUUCGAAAAAGUACUCGACACCUUUUCCGACUUUGGCGAGUAUAGCUAUGGUGACUCAAUCGUGCUCUCCCCUCCUUGGGAAGAAGGCAAGAAUUACACUAUACAUCCAAGAUGGCUGGAUGCCGUGUCCGUCACUUCCAUUUACGGCGGACACGAUCCACUUGGGGGGCAACUGAUGGGAACGGUUUCCACGCAUGAUUCGAACCAGGCAAUUCGCGUGCACGAUAUUCCAGCUUUUGGCGCAAGCCCCAGACAGAACGACGCUUUGCAGGCUGUGUUUUAUGCCGAUUUCAAUGGCACUACGUGUCCUACGCCCGAUGAUAAUGUGGUUUGUGCGUUUCGAGCGCUGGGGGCGGCCAUGACGAAGUCAGUAAGGGAUGAGGCUGUGUUGAGGAAUGGGACGGCGGUGCCGUAUGUGGCGGAGGGAGAAGUCAUUAUGACAGGGACAUAUAUACGCGUUGAGUGGCCUUGGUUUGCGCUGCCAGCUGCGAUUUGGUUCUUGAGUCUGGUUACGGUUGUUGUGGCCAUGUGGAAAUCGAGGGGUUUGCCGCUUUGGAGGGAUAGUGUAUUGCCGCUAGUGCUGCUUUGUGGGGAGCAUGCGGAGACGGCUGUGUGGUUGGAGGAGGCGGCGUUAAGCGCGAGGGCGGAGACGGUUAAGGUUCAUUUAGUUGGUAACGAGGGGAGCGGGUUGAGAAUUGUGACCAAGAGCCUUUGAUU